Messenger RNA from Amphiprion ocellaris (clown anemonefish), 2871 nucleotides. It is a transcript of the gene lca5, whose product is annotated as lebercilin LCA5. NCBI's taxonomy places the organism in Eukaryota, Metazoa, Chordata, Actinopteri, Pomacentridae. Gene Ontology annotation, biological process: intraciliary transport. The transcript has 8 exons. The record is from RefSeq and is a predicted model, not a curated record. The coding region runs from base 161 to 2317 and encodes 718 amino acids. Gene Ontology annotation, cellular component: axoneme.
ACAGCGCCGUUAGCUGCUGACGGCUAACGGCGGUUAACUCAGCUAAAGUAGCAGCUGCUAGCAGCCGACGCUAACAUUAGCUGAAGAGUCGGAACCAGGAGCUACGAAGUUCAACCAAACUACAUCAGAACCGUGUUUCAGAAGUUCUGACCCAGACGCCAUGGAUGAUGGACCCGAUCCUGGAUCCGAUCCCAACGAAGACCGGAACCGUCAGUCGGUCCAGAGCAGGAAGAAAGAGUCCAGAGCCUCCUCUGGACAGAAACACCAGAAGAACCUUCAGGACAACAUCCACAGUGACGAUGAAAAAGGCGCCAGGUCCAGAACCAGAACCUGGCACUCUGACCCGGAUCAGGACCGAGUGUCGGACGGUUCCUUUUAUUCUGAGGAUUACGAGAACGAAUCUCCUUCAGAACGUUCCUUCUCUCCAUACUCUCGGUCCAGAACCCCGUCCCCGAGUCCUCACAGAACUCUGAGAACCAAGAAGGUCUCCAGCAGCCCGCUGUACCGCACAGGUGUAGCAGGCCUUCACGGCAGGCUCCGCCCCCAGCGACUGGCCCAGCCAAUGAUCCAGCAGCAGCGCCGAGGGCAGCGGUCUCAGAGUAAAGAGUCCUCUCCGCCCAAAGAUUUGGACCUGGUGACCAAACGGAUGCUGUCGGCUCGACUGCUGAAGAUCAACGAGCUGAGGAACGCUUUGGCUGAACUCCAGCAGAGAACCAACAACCUGCAGAAGGAGAACCAGGUCCUCAGACAGCUUCAGGUGCGUCAGGAGAAAGCUCUGCAGCGAUACGACAACACCGAGAGCGAGAUCUCCCAGCUGCUGACGCGUCACUCCAAUGAGACGCAGGUUCUGCGAGAACGACUGCGACGGACGCAGGAACGAGAGCGGCUGGCUGAGCGGCGGCUGAAGGACGGCGAGGAGCAGCUGCAGAGGAAUCAGGUGACCAUCAGCCGGCUGAAGAAGCUGGUGGACCAGAGAGACCUGAGGAGCAGAGAGGAGCUGAGCAGGAGCCUGGAGGACGAGAAGGUCCGAGUCCAGGAGGCACAACGAAGGAUCCGGGAGUUGGAGCGCGGUGUGGAGCUGAGCAGCAGCAGCUUCCAGAGGCAGCUGGUAGUGGAGAAGAAGAAGAACCUGAACCUUCAGGAGGAGAUCAGGAGUCUGCAGGAGGAACUCCAGCGACUCAGCAGGAGACUGAAGGAGAAGGAGAAGGAGCUGGACACCAUGAACAUCUACGCCAACAGGAUGAUGAAACCCUCAGUGAGGAAAGAAGCCGACAGCAGCACAAAGAGAAGUUCCAGCAGUAAAGCGGUCCAGACUGAGGACCGGGUCUCCAGUGGUGGGUUCCCUUCACCUCCUCCAGAUGUUACCAGAGAACAGACACCUGAUGGGUACCUGACGCUGAAGGUGAGAACCUCCUCAUCGUCAUCUUCAUCUUCUGAUCACAUCACACCCACCUGCCUCCAUCUGCAGGAGCUGGACCUCCAGAACACUCCUGCAGAACCACAACACACAACGCAGAACUGUGGAGAACCCAGCAGGAACCAGAACCAGCAGCAGAACCAGAACCAGCAGCAGAACCAGCAUCAGAGUGGAGACCAGCUGAGGACCGUCUUUGAGGACUCAGACCGGCUGGACUUUCUGCUGACCCACAAGGACCAGGACUCCUCCAGGAGGCGGGGCCAUGUCCAGGUGGAGGUGGACAGGUGGAACCAGGAGGUUCUGGCCAAUCAGCAGGCAGCAGAGGAGGCGAGGUGCAGGAAGGAGCAGCUGUUGGCCAAGAUGAGGGAGAUAGACAAGCAGAACCACGGAGCAGAGAACCUCCUGUUUGAGUCCAGCCGAGCUGCUGAGGAACAUCUGAAGGAACAUCCGAGUCCUCGACCUCCUGAGAAGAACCGUCAGAUCUUCAGCGUGCCGGACCCCGAGGACUGGGCUGGGCUAAGGACUAGGAGGAGAAUGUCCAGACCUCAUAGCUCCAGUGAAGAUCUGGCCUUUGGAGGCUACGCUCCUUCAUUUGGACUCUCGGCGUCCAGAAGCUCCUCCGGCUUCCCUCCACCUCCCACAGAGGAUGGAGGUUCUCCAGCAGGGUUCCUCCUCAGGGGAGAAGAACCUGAUGGAGCGACUGUGAAGGACAAGAAGUCCAGCCUGAUGCAGCAGCUGUUUGGCCUGCAGAUGUCCGACAGCAGAACCGACGUGGUCCUCACCCCUCCGUCCAACGGACCACGGCCCAGAAGAGAAGCUUCGUCCGUCCUGCAGGUGAGCCGACCUGCCGUCAGAGCUGUGGCCUCCUUCGACGAAGACCUGGAGGAGCUGACGCUGUAGAGAACCUGGAACCCACCAGCAGUAGGCCAGAAGAACCACACUGAACCCCAGUAUGUUGAAGUCACCACCGAUAAUAGUUGUUGAGUUAGCAGAUAAGUCUGCUAAGUGAGAGAAAACAGUGUGAAAGAAUGCUGGAUCGUCAUUAUUCGGAGCAUAGAGGUUUACAAUAGAAUAUAAUUUAUUAAAGAUUGUUGCCUGGAUAAUAAUAUAUCUGCCCUCUGAGUCCGUUACAGUACUGUUUAAAGUGAAUGGUAUUCUCUUAUGGACUAGAAUGGAGACCCCUCUUUGUCUGCUGUUAUAACAAGAUGAAAAGAUAAUACUAUAAUUCGAAUCUGAUAAAGAUUUUUCUUCCGACUGUAGUAAAUGCGUUUCUUGGAGGAGCAAAAUAUCUGCUUUUAAUUUAGAGACAUAGUCCAUGAUUUUAACUCUUUUUGUUUGUGAGCGUAUGACAUUAACAUUCCAGGCUACGAUAUUAAACUUGAACAUAGAGAGAGAAGAUGUUCUGUCACUGAGUAUGUAGUAAUGUAAUAUAACAUCUGUGUGUGUCCUUGUGA